AUGGGUGGAUGUACGGCGGUAAACUGUACGAAUUCCCGUAGGAAAGGUAUUCGUUUAUUUCGUUUUCCUAAAGAUGAAACUAGAAGAAAAAUUUGGCUUCAAAAUUGUCGCCGGGACAAAUGGGUACCUACAAAUUCGUCAGGGUUGUGUGAAAUUCAUUUUGAGGAAAGUCAAUUUGAACAGCAUCGUCAAGGUGGCAUAAAAAAACUAAAAUCAAAUGCAAUUCCGACAUUAUUUAAUGUACCAAACCCACCUCGAUUAUUAGAAACGAAAAGAAAAUCGCUCUAUAAGACUAUUACAGACUGUAGUGGUCAAGUUGGCAGUGAAAAUGCAAUUGAUACAUCUCAGAAUGAAAGCAUUUUGUCACGGCAUAAAAUAAUUUUGGGAAGUAAUGAUGUGACUACCGUUGCCACAAAUUCUGCCAUUAAUAUUGCUUGCUUAAAAGAAACAUUGUCAACAUAUUCUAUAGAAAAAGAACUUGAAAAAACAAGAGCCGAACUGAAACGUAUUCAAGACGAAAAUGAUAAUAUGAAAACAUUUAUUCAAGAAAUGUCAAAAAUUGAAGAAGAAAAAAGAUUAACUCAACUGGAGAUCGAAUGCUUGAAGAAAGAAGUUCAGAAGAGUAAUGAAUUGUUACAUAAAUUCCUUAAUGAUGAUCAAAUAUCGGCCUUAAGUACACCCACUCGGCAGUGGGCUAAUGACACUAUUUACGCUGACAAGGAGGCUACGUCAAUUUAA
Acyrthosiphon pisum (pea aphid) is the source of this 738-nucleotide messenger RNA. RefSeq names its product THAP domain-containing protein 2-like. Gene Ontology annotation, molecular function: sequence-specific DNA binding. The coding region runs from base 1 to 738 and encodes 245 amino acids. The transcript has 6 exons. NCBI's taxonomy places the organism in Eukaryota, Metazoa, Arthropoda, Insecta, Hemiptera, Aphididae. The record is from RefSeq and is a predicted model, not a curated record.